Molecule: messenger RNA, 2140 nt
Organism: Colius striatus (speckled mousebird)
Lineage: Eukaryota; Metazoa; Chordata; Aves; Coliiformes; Coliidae
Gene: SGO1
Product: shugoshin 1
Exons: 8
Coding region: 1-1785 (594 amino acids)
Cellular component (GO): chromosome, centromeric region
Source: RefSeq, a predicted model, not a curated record
AUGGCUGAACACUUGAAAAGGCGCUUCAGAGACAGUCUGGAUGAUAUAAAAGAACGAAUGAAAGAGAAAAGAAACCAAAAAUGGAGAAAGUUGGGUAAAACUAGCCAGAUCUCCACUGUGAAGUGCAAAAGAGCAACCAACAGCUCUGCACAAUUAAGGAGCAUCCAAGCGAACAACAGAGCUUUAGCUCAGGCUUUGCAAGAAGAAAAGGUCAAACUAAAGGAUGCCCAGGCUACCAUUCUUCAUUUAAUGAAAAAGCAUCAAGAUCUGAAGGUUCAGAUGUUUGACUUGCAAAGAAAUCUUGGGCUCAAGGGAGAGCAAGAACGUGUUGAGAAUAGACUGUCAGUCUUGAAUGAGAUAAUUUCAAAAGUCUCUCUGAAUUUACUGAACUCAAUUGAUCUCCUUGGACCAGCAAAGAAUCUAUGUUCCACAGGUGUAAAGCAGAGAGUGUCGCUUUCAGUUCUUGAAGACAGUUCCAGUGUCGUAGAACGAACACAUUCAGUAGGGCCUCUACAGUGUGCUGAUGGAGAUGAUCAUGUAUUUCCAAGUGGAAUGGAGGCUGAUAGUAAUAGAAAUGAGCUGUCUCAUUCUGUGUCAGAGAUCUGUGAGGAAUCUGACAAUGCCACUUCCUUAAUCAAGACAGUUUCAGAUAAAGGACAAACAUCUGAUUUUCAUCUGGAUAACAUAGGGUUUGGUAACGUGUUACCAAAAAGCGUGUCCACCAGGUGCCGGUAUUCAAAGAUGAGAAAUGACAAUGAACUUUGCAUCAGUGUCUUGGACCAUUCAGAAGCACCUGAUUCACCAGAAGAGCCUUCUAAACAGGAUGACAUUAGACUUGAGGAAAGUCUAGAGAAGUGUACUGUAGAAAACACAGAUAUUUCUCAUGUGAAUGAAAACAAAGUAGGUUCAGAGCUGGUGUUGAGGCAGACAGAUUCUGAAACUGCACAGUUUGACUUAAUUAAUAAAUCUGAUCUUAAUAAAUCUGAUCUUAAACCAAAGUGUAAAAGCAGAGAAGACUCUCAAAUAAGAAAAGCAAAGCAUCAGAAAGGAAAACUGAAAAGGCCUAAGAGUACUUCCAGACAAAGAACACUGAAAAAGACACAGGGUAGAAAGACUUCCAAAGAAAAGCUGGAUUUUUUGGGUGGCUCCAGUGAUGCUUAUGACUUUUAUCUUGAAGAGUGUGUCCAUGUUACACCUUUUCGACAAAAUAAGGCGAAUGACAAAGACAGUGGUGUGGAUCACAAAAGAGACUCACCUGAAACUAAUACCACUGGGUCAAGUGAUACUGAAGAAGAUUUGGAUGACAGCCUCUAUGAGCCUUACAAGAAUAAAUCGAAAAAAAGGAAAAGCUCAGUGGACAAGGAAGAUGCAUCACCAGUCUAUGUGAGGCCAAGGUCUAAAAGAUGCUUGGCACAGUGUGUGCAGAAACUCUAUAAUGAAAAAGAAUCUGAAAGCAAUAAAUCAAGCGACAAGUCUAUCAGCCAGCCUUCCACGCCACCUGUUCGUCAUCUUUCUGAUGUUACCAAUACCACUUCAGCAUUUCCCAGUGCUGGGAAUGCAACUAUUGUCCAAGAAGAAGGAGCAAAAUCUCCAAAACGCAAGCGAAGCUGUACUCUUACUGUGACAUAUAAAGAGCCAAGUCUUGUAAAGAAGCUCAGGAGGGGAGAUCCAUUUACAGAUACACAUUUUCUGUGUUCUCCAGUUUUAAAGCAGCAAAAAUACUCUGUACAUCGUAAGAAAAGAGUUCUGUCAAAAUACAAUGAGAAAUUUGUUGGUUGUCGUUGAGAUUUCCAAUCAAGAUGGCAAAACCACACUCACUCCAUGAAGAAAGGAAAUCUUUCAUCCUGGAAAUCAUUGUUGCGCAAUAUCUUAUGCAAAUAUGUUACUAAUGCUAAGGACAUAAGGGGUUUUGUUUUAAUGCAGUGACUUGCUUUUAACGAUACUGAUGACAUCAACUACUUUUACAACUAAGGUGAUUCUAGUCAAACCCUUUAGAGAAGACGCAUCCCUACAUCUUGGAUCUGUGGGUACAUCAGAAACGUCUGAUGGAAAGGAUGGUAAAUAUAGUUUUAUGACAUAUACACUGCUUGACCUCUCAGUGGUUGGCAGAGGUAAACUUUAGACACUUUAAGAUCAAAUG